GUAUUAAAUUAACCCCAAAUGGCACACUCUCUCUCCAUCCUCGAACGCGAAUCGAUUUUCACUCCCAAUUUUCCGCAAAAAUUACUGUCCAAUUUUCCGCCUUUGAUUAAUUAGCUCGCAGAAUCAAUCCCAACAUAUAUAGAGUUCAACGAGUUUUUACAAUUACAUGUGCGUAUAUACUAUACAUAUACACACAUAAUUGUAAGAAACCAAGAAUUUUUGUGGGUUGUUGAGACCUCCCGGUGCGAAAUCAAGGGCUCGUCUUUUCUCUCACAGCUCCAUUUUCUCUCUCUAGAAUAAUACUUGAAGAAAGGUUUAUUUUUAUGUCCGCGUUUGGUUUAAUUUACGAAUCUUCAAUUUGAUCUGUUGGUUGAGAGGUUUCUCUAUGAAUUUUGUGUUGUUCGUGAGAUGUAUUGCUUUUGAAUUACAGCAAAAUUUGGGAAUUUUGGGUUUUUCUUGUUCAUUUGACGGUUGUCGAAUUUAGGUGAUCUGAGAACCCUUGAUCUUGAUUUGGAUUUUUUGGGUUUUUUUGUGGUGGAAUUCAGUGGAUUUUUUUUUGCUGGAUCUGAGCGUUGUGAGCUCGAAUAAUAUAAAAUUUUGAUUUAUUUUUUGGGUGAAAUUUUUGGGAUUUUGCGGAUUAGGGUUAGGGUUCGAGAAGAUGGCUUCGAAUCCUCCUCCAUUCCAGGUGGAGGAUAACACUGAUGAGGAUUUCUUUGACAAAUUGGUAGAUGACGAAGAUGAUGUGGACUUCAAGGUUGUUAACACCUCAUCGGUAGUGGUAGGCCCCUAUUCAGCCGACGGGAACGAAUCCGAUGAGGCUAAGGCCUUUGCAAAUCUGAGUAUCACUCAGCUUGAUAAUAAUCGUGAGUCCACUGAUGCUAAUGACGAAGCUGAUAAUAGCAUUAGUUCUGGGGUUGAUGGUUUAAGCAGGAAGUCGGAGAAAGUUGAGAAAAUGGUAGUGGGGAAUGUGGAAGAGAGUAUAAGUACAUUAGAGUCAGCAAAGUCAUUUGAGUUUGAUCGUUUGAUACACAAAUCAGAGAAUGGAAAUGGAGAGGCUGAGGUAUUGUCCAAUACCGAGGUCAUGAGUAAGAAUGAUGGUGGAGUGGGGCCUUCUGGAGUUAAAGAGAUGGAUUGGAGUGCAUUUCAUGCUGAUUUGGCUCAGAAUAAUAGUCAAGGGUUUGGAUCCUAUUCAGAUUUUUUCACUGAGUUAGGAGGGGAUAUUGCUGCUGAUGCAUUUGGAAAUGUGGGGAAUAGUUCACAAUUUGAGUCCAAGGUUGCUUCUGGGAAUGAAGCAUAUGGAUCUGCACAUGUGGAGAAUUCAACUAACUACUUGCGAAAUCAAGAAGGAUAUAAUUAUGGUACAGCUUCAGAUCAGUGUACAACUGCAGACCAGAGUACAGCCGGGCAGGAUAUGAAUAGCAGUCAGUAUUGGGAGAAUCUAUAUCCUGGUUGGAAGUAUGAUCAAAAUACUGGUCAGUGGUAUGAGGUGGAUGGUUACGAUGCAGGUGCGAGCAUGCAAGCAAAUGUUGACACUAAUAUGCCUUCUGAUGGGGGGCAAUCUCACGGUAAGGCAGAUGUCUCUUACUUGCAGCAAUCUGCUCAGUCGAUCACUGAGACUGUAGCUGAGACUGCUACAAUGGAGACGUUUACUAACUGGAAUCCGGUAUCACAGGUGAGUGAUAUUACGGAAGGCACAGACAAUUGGAAUCAAGUUUCACAAGUGAAUAACGGUGCUCCUGAAGCUGCGUCUGAUUGGAAUCAGGCUUCUCAAGCAAACAAUGGGUAUCCACAGCAUAUGGUGUUUUAUCCUCAAUACCCUGGUUGGUAUUAUGAUACUAUUGCCCAGGAUUGGCGCAGUUUGGAUUCGUAUGCUCCAUCUGCUCUUGAAAGUGAUGUUCCAGAAUCUGCAGUUGCCAAACUCUUUGCAUCUGCUAAGAAGAAUGGUGCACAAUUUAGUCAAUAUGGUGCUGUUUCCCACUGCUUGCAGCAUUUGCCUUCUGAAGGACAACUGCGGGCCUCAGCUGCUGAAGUUCAAAGUCUUCUGGUUUCUGGGAGAAAGAAAGAGGCUUUACAAUAUGCACAAGAGGGUCAAUUGUGGGGUCCUGCCCUAGUUCUUGCUGCACAACUUGGUGAUCAGUUCUACGUUGAAACUGUGAAGCAAAUGGCACUUCGCCAGUUGGUUGCUGGGUCACCUUUGCGAACAUUAUGCCUGCUAAUUGCUGGUCAACCAGCUGAUGUCUUCUCAGCAGAUUCAACUGCUGAUAGUAGUAUGGCUGGUGCUGUAAAUAUGCCUCACACUGAUGCUAAUGACGAAGCUGAUAAUAGCAUUAGUUCUGGGGUUGAUGGUUUAAGCAGGAAGUCGGAGAAAGUUGAGAAAAUGGUAGUGGGGAAUGUGGAAGAGAGUAUAAGUACAUUAGAGUCAGCAAAGUCAUUUGAGUUUGAUCGUUUGAUACACAAAUCAGAGAAUGGAAAUGGAGAGGCUGAGGUAUUGUCCAAUACCGAGGUCAUGAGUAAGAAUGAUGGUGGAGUGGGGCCUUCUGGAGUUAAAGAGAUGGAUUGGAGUGCAUUUCAUGCUGAUUUGGCUCAGAAUAAUAGUCAAGGGUUUGGAUCCUAUUCAGAUUUUUUCACUGAGUUAGGAGGGGAUAUUGCUGCUGAUGCAUUUGGAAAUGUGGGGAAUAGUUCACAAUUUGAGUCCAAGGUUGCUUCUGGGAAUGAAGCAUAUGGAUCUGCACAUGUGGAGAAUUCAACUAACUACUUGCGAAAUCAAGAAGGAUAUAAUUAUGGUACAGCUUCAGAUCAGUGUACAACUGCAGACCAGAGUACAGCCGGGCAGGAUAUGAAUAGCAGUCAGUAUUGGGAGAAUCUAUAUCCUGGUUGGAAGUAUGAUCAAAAUACUGGUCAGUGGUAUGAGGUGGAUGGUUACGAUGCAGGUGCGAGCAUGCAAGCAAAUGUUGACACUAAUAUGCCUUCUGAUGGGGGGCAAUCUCACGGUAAGGCAGAUGUCUCUUACUUGCAGCAAUCUGCUCAGUCGAUCACUGAGACUGUAGCUGAGACUGCUACAAUGGAGACGUUUACUAACUGGAAUCCGGUAUCACAGGUGAGUGAUAUUACGGAAGGCACAGACAAUUGGAAUCAAGUUUCACAAGUGAAUAACGGUGCUCCUGAAGCUGCGUCUGAUUGGAAUCAGGCUUCUCAAGCAAACAAUGGGUAUCCACAGCAUAUGGUGUUUUAUCCUCAAUACCCUGGUUGGUAUUAUGAUACUAUUGCCCAGGAUUGGCGCAGUUUGGAUUCGUAUGCUCCAUCUGUUCAGUCUGCUCAAGCUCUAGACCAGGUGAAUCAGAAUGGAUCUCAUAAUAAUAAUCAGAAGGCAUACAGUGGAUACAAUCAAGUUAAUAACUAUGAAUCCCAGGGUUUUAGCAGCCAAGGCCAAGAUCACAACUGGGGUGGGUCCUUCAGUGAUUACAAUAAACAGAAAUCAGCCAUGUGGCAACCUGAAACCGUUGCCAAGAGUGACUCUACUUCACAAUAUAAUAGGAACCAACAAUUGGAGACUCAGCAUAGGCAGGACUUCAUCACGAGCAGUCACGGUAGCCAACAAACUGUUGAGUUUGAGAGAGCAAGUUCAUAUUUUGGGAAUGCAAGUCAAAAUCAGAAUGACUUCUCUACGAGUGCUGUGUCACAAGGUUUUGUUCCUGGUGGGAACUUUAGCGAGCAGUUUAACGAGCCGAGAAACAAUCAAAAUGAGCACAAGCAUGCCUUAAAUGCCUACUAUGGCAAUCAGAGUUCUCUUAACUUUUCACAGCAACAGUUGCAGAGUGCCCAUCAAUUCUCGUCUGCUCCUGCUGCUGGAAGAUCAUCUGCAGGCCGUCCUUCACAUGCUUUGGUCACUUUUGGUUUUGGUGGAAAGCUCAUUGUGAUGAAAGAUAAUAGCUCUAUAGAGAGUUCAACAUUUGGAAGUCAGAAUCCUGUAGGAAGUUCAAUAUCUGUUCUCAACUUAGCAGAAGUUGUCAAUGAGAAAGUUGAUGCUUCAAGCAUUGGAGUGGGUGGUAGUAAUUAUUUGCAGGUUCUCUGUAGACAAUCCUUCCCUGGUCCUCUUACCAGUGGAAGUGUUGGUGUUAAGGAGUUGAACAGAUGGAUUGAUGAGAGGAUAAUGAACUCUGAGUCUCCUGAUACGGAUUACAGGAAGGGCGAAGUUUUGAGGUUGCUUCUGUCAUUGCUUAAGAUAGCCUGUCAGUAUUAUGGAAAACUUAGAUCUCCUUACGGUAGUGAUGCAGCAUUGAAGGAAAGUGAUGUUCCAGAAUCUGCAGUUGCCAAACUCUUUGCAUCUGCUAAGAAGAAUGGUGCACAAUUUAGUCAAUAUGGUGCUGUUUCCCACUGCUUGCAGCAUUUGCCUUCUGAAGGACAACUGCGGGCCUCAGCUGCUGAAGUUCAAAGUCUUCUGGUUUCUGGGAGAAAGAAAGAGGCUUUACAAUAUGCACAAGAGGGUCAAUUGUGGGGUCCUGCCCUAGUUCUUGCUGCACAACUUGGUGAUCAGUUCUACGUUGAAACUGUGAAGCAAAUGGCACUUCGCCAGUUGGUUGCUGGGUCACCUUUGCGAACAUUAUGCCUGCUAAUUGCUGGUCAACCAGCUGAUGUCUUCUCAGCAGAUUCAACUGCUGAUAGUAGUAUGGCUGGUGCUGUAAAUAUGCCUCAUCAACCUGCUCAGUUUGGUGCCAAAGGCAUGCUGGAUGACUGGGAAGAAAAUUUGGCUGUGAUAACUGCUAACAGAACAAAAGAUGAUGAACUUGUGCUUAUUCAUCUGGGAGAUUGUUUAUGGAAAGAGAGAAGUGAUAUUAUAGCAGCUCACAUAUGCUAUUUGGUUGCGGAAGCGAAUUUUGAGGCAUAUUCAGACAGCGCAAGGUUGUGUCUUGUUGGUGCAGAUCAUUGGAAAUUUCCACGAACUUAUGUUAGUCCAGAAGCUAUUCAGAGGACAGAGAUAUAUGAAUAUUCAAAGAUGCUAGGGAACUCUCAGUUUACUCUUCUUCCAUUUCAGCCAUACAAGCUUGUGUAUGCGCAUAUGUUGGCAGAAGUUGGGAGAAUGUCAGAUGCAUUGAAGUAUUGUCAAGCAGUGUUAAAAUCACUUAAAACUGGUCGAUCUCUGGAGGUGGAAUCUCUCAGACAAUUAAUAUCAUCUCUUGAGGAAAGGAUAAAAGCUCACCAACAGGGUGGAUUCUCCACAAAUUUAGCCCCUGCAAAAUUGGUGGGUAAAUUGCUUAACCUUUUCGAUAGUACUGCCCAUCGGGUGGUUGGUGGCCUGCCCCCGUCUGUGCCGACAGCAGGCGGGACUGGAUAUGGUACUGAGUAUUAUCAUCAAUCAAUGGGGCCUAGGGUAUCGACUAGUCAAUCAACAAUGGCCAUGUCAUCAUUAAUUCCUUCCCAAUCAAUGGAGUCUAUAAGUGAAGGGGCAGCUGAUGGCAGUAGAAUGACAAUGCAUACAAGAAGUAUUUCAGAACCCAACUUCGGAUUUAGUCCAAUACAGGGUCAGGCUGAUUUAGUAAAGGGGGCUAAUUCCACUGGCGAGCACGGUAAAGCAUCAUCAGCAGGAAGUACAUCUCGUUUUGGCCGUUUUGGUUUUGGAUCCCAGCUAUUGCAAAAGACUGUAGGUUUGGUGUUAAAACCUCGUCAAGGUCGCCAGGCAAAGUUGGGUGAUCAAAACAAGUUUUAUUAUGAUGAGAAACUUAAGAGAUGGGUGGAGGAAGGUGCUGAACCUCCAGCUCAGGAAGCUGCCCUUCCACCCCCACCACCAACUUCAGUUUUCCAGAAUGGAACAUCGGAUUAUAACUUAACAAGUGCAUUACAUGGUGAAGCUUCUCAUGGCAAUGGAAGUACAGAGAUUAAAAGCUCAGGUGGUCCAGAUCAUAAUUCAGGAAUGCCACCGCUUCCUCCAACCUCCAAUCAAUUCUCAGCACGCGGGAGAAUGGGUGUUCGAUCAAGGUACGUUGACACCUUUAACAAGGGUGGUGGCAACCCAACGAAUUUGUUCCAGUCACCGUCUGUUCCUUCCACUAAACCUGCAAGCGGAGCAAACCCAAAAUUCUUUAUGCCAACACCUGUACCCUUUGUUGAACAGUCCAUUAACACCCCCGCAAAUAACAUGCUGGAUACUACAUCUACUAAUGAAAGUCCUUCUACAUCCUCUACAAAUGAUUCAUUCCAGUCUCGUGCACUUCCAUCUUCCAUGGCCAUGCAAAAAUAUGCAAGCAUGGACAACAUCUCUAACACGGAGAUGAAGAGUGGCAAUGGCUCGUUUUCAGCUAAUUCACGGCGUACAGCAUCAUGGAGUGGAAGCUUUGACGGUUCUUUCAGUUCUUCAAACAAGGCUGAAGUAAAACCUUUGGGAGAGGUAUUGGGUAUGUACCCUUCAUCGAUCAUGCCAAGUAACUCUUCUUUAGCGCAACCGGGAAUUAAUGGGCCCGGUUAUGGGGACGACCUUCAUGAAGUGGAACUCUGAUGCAUUGAAUGUAUAUAGUAAAUUUUGCCUCUCUAAUCUUGCCAUGCUGGGUGCAAUGCUGCUAAAGAUAUAUCCCGAAUUUUCGCACCAGGUGCAUUUUGUUCGAAGGAGAGUGGGAAGUUUUUCCAUUUUCUGUUUUAAUCUUUUCUUUUUAUUUUGUCAAUUGUUGGCUCCUCAUUCUCUAUAAUUAUCUACACACUGUAUGUUAAAAAUCAGUUGUUACCUAGCUGUAUGAUGUACUUAUAGAGAUAGGUUUCACUGGUCUCCACAAAGUUAAUGCCGUUCUUUUCUCAUAAUAUUGGCAUAUUGCAAAGAAAUAGUUCAAACUGUACAGUUCAUUUGUUCAUUUAUUGAGGAAAGGAAUGUAACUUCUGAAUGAAUUCAAGAGAGUGGACAAUGUAUCAAGUUGAAAGAUAAAAGACGACGUGCUUCCUUUUUA
Molecule: messenger RNA, 6929 nt
Organism: Olea europaea var. sylvestris
Lineage: Eukaryota; Viridiplantae; Streptophyta; Magnoliopsida; Lamiales; Oleaceae
Product: protein transport protein SEC16B homolog
Exons: 16
Coding region: 659-6490 (1943 amino acids)
Biological process (GO): autophagy; COPII vesicle coat assembly; Golgi organization
Cellular component (GO): ER to Golgi transport vesicle membrane; endoplasmic reticulum exit site
Source: RefSeq, a predicted model, not a curated record